UUCUCGUCCAUUCUCGGGACGAUGGCGGAGAAGACGGAGGGUGAAGGUAGCAACGCGGCCGGCAGCGCCGCCGCCGCCGCCGCCGCUGCUGCGUCGGCUCGGGGCGGCGUUCAGCGCGUGGAGGGGAAACUUCGCGCCAGCGUGGAGCGCGGAGACUACUACGAGGCGCACCAGAUGUACCGCACGCUCUUCCACCGGUACACGACGCAGAAUCGUCACAGCGAGGUGGUGGAGCUCAUGUUCUCCGGGGCUCUGCUCUUCUUCAAACACAACCAGCAAAACAGCGCUGCGGACCUCUCCAUGCUGGUGCUCGAGUCGCUGGAGAAAUCCUCCGCUACGGUCACCGAGGAGCUGCUCGAGCGGCUGUCGCGCCUCUUCUCGCUCAUGGACCCCAACUCCCCCGAGCGGACCAACUUCGCGGCGCGCGCGGUCAAGUGGUCACGCGACGGCACAGCGCGGCGCGGGCACCCCGAGCUCCACCGCCUACUGGCGCUCACCCUGUGGAAAGAGCAGAACUACGGCGAGUCGCGCUACCACUUCCUGCACGCGUCGGACGGGGAGAGCUGUGCGCUCAUGCUGGUGGAGCACGCGACGACGCAAUCCUUCCCCGGCGAGGCCGACCUCUUUGUGGCGCAGGCCGUGCUACAGUUCCUGUGCUUGAAGGACAAGAGCACGGCCACGAUCGUGUUCGUGACGUACACGCAGAAGCACCCCCUCAUCGACGGAGGGCCGCCCUUCUCCCUGCCGCUCCUCAACUUCAUCUGGUUCCUGCUGCUCGCCAUCGAGGGGGGAAAGCUGACCGUGUUCACGGUGCUCUGUGAAGUCUACCAGAUGUCCAUCAAGAGAGAUCCCGUCUACUUGGAGUACCUGGACAGGAUCGGGCAGCUGUUCUUCGGAGUGCCGCCCAAGCAGACGUCAUCCUACGGAGGAAUGAUCGGAAACCUGCUCAGCAGCCUCAUGGGCAGCGACGAGGAGGGUACGGAGGCCGAGCCGGACGGCCUCUCCAUCGAGCUCGACUGAUGGGGGGGCCCCGGCAGCCACGACACGUGGGCCGCGAAUCCAGCCACGGAGGCGGCACGAACCGAGGUGAUGGCGGUGGCGGCGGGGGAGUGAGGGGGGAGCAACGUGGCGGCAACGGCGCAACGCAGAUGAAAAACUAAACCAAAUAAAGCGGAACGUGGCGACGCACGGCGGUGGCACACCAGCGACGGGGCGAUGAUGAGAAAGGCGACGCGUACGACCCAGGACGAACGCGGUGGCGGCUGGGGGGCGAGGAGAGCGAUGGGCGAACCUCAAAACGAGAUAAGAGACGCUGCAUUGUCACAGACGUCGCGGCCUGCCUGGGAGGAGGAAGCGUGCUACAGCGGCCUCCCUCUCCUCUUUCUCCUCCUCCUCCGCAGCACCAGUCCUGCUCGCUGCUGGAAACGGCACCAUCGUGGGCGAAGUUCCGUGGAUGGCGCUUGCCCGCACGUUCGUUACCGUUUGCUUGCCGAUGGUGGCCCACGCAUCCUGCUAUUUUAUUUGAGGUGAAAUUUGUCGCCAUCCCCUGCUGCUGCCGGACGCUGGGCAAUGUGGCACAUGGGCUUUUUUUUUUGGCGAUGUCAUUUCACGGCAAAGGGGGAGAAACGGCGGUGAAAUAAAAUGGAGGAGAGAAGAGGAGAGCGUAGCUGCAUUGAGGGAUGUUGCACUCGGCUUGGGUCUCUGUGCGUCGGACACAGCGGAGGACCGUGACGGUGUUGGUGGAGCGGCGACUGCCUCCACUGAAAUGUUAUGCUGUAUCACCCCCCCCCCCACUUCCUCCACCAGCGACACUACGACCUCCACCAGAAACCCAUCACUCGCACCUCGGUCAGCCACCUCCAUCCGCAUCACUACCACCUACCACGAGAUGCCUGUCAUUAUCGCCUCCAGACAUCCCACCAUUUCGCCACCCAUUUUAAACGGAGCGACGUCUCCCUUGUCGGCGACAGAGCGCACUUUCGAUUUGACGCAGCCCUGUUAGGGCCCCUCACAAUUGCCUAUUCCUCCGCACGAUGGCUUGGUGCGCGCUUGUUUAGCGAGGAGAAACCCCCUCUCAUUUUGUCUCGCCAAAGUUCUCUGUUAAAAAUAGCAUUGCUGUUAUAUAUAUUUUUUUGAGGUGGUGGGGAUGGGUGCAGUGAGAAAGUGGGUGGUGUUUAUUUUCUCUGAUCAAAACUGUGAGGAUGAAAGUUUUGCUGGUUGACGAGAGAUCCAGUCCUCAUUCAUGGCAGGCCCUCUCUCUUGCAGGCUCCAAUUCCCAUAGGUGUAACAGCAGCACUCGAUGCUAAAUGAGCGUCGCUUGCUAAGCGAGGGCUGGGAAACGGGGAAACGUGUAAAAUUUACGAACCCUGGCCCACCGACGGGAGCUGAGAAACACUUUUGCCACCAGCAGCACUUGCCGCUCUUGUAGUCGUAAUGUAAAGAUGAGAAUCGGCGUUAAGCCGUUUGGAUGGUGCGCGUAAAGCGUCGAUCAUCUACGAUUCGCGUGUGUUCUAUGCGAUUUGUUCUUGGAAAAUUCUGCAGCUUCUAAAAGAUUCUACACACACCACGAAGGCACAAACUAAAAAAAAACCAAGAAAUUGUGUUCUUCAAAUUUCGACCCUGGAUCAUGACAACUCGAAUUUUGAAUGCUGUGAAUGGUGACAUCUAUCUGGUGGGGCUGAGAUAGGGGUCCUGCAUACUUUUAUCAGCAUGUCCCUAAGUGAUGGAUAUUGCCAGAGUGUUUUAGAAUGCCUGUGUAGCUCAUAGUUUGCAAGAGCAUUUUUAUUAAUUACUUUCUCCAAUUCGUUUUCCUCGGAAAUUUAGGGGGCGUGUUUGACGAGGGAAUCGAUGCAGGUUUGACGAAAGGAACGGCGUGAUAAACUUACGAUUACUAGGCAAUUGUAACGGCGAAAAGUCGGAAAAAACUAUCGAAAAUGUAACGACAAAUGGAUGGCAUUGGUUUCCCAAUAUUUAUUUAAAAUCGCCAACUUUGUUAAGUGCGCACUGCCUUAGAAUGGAUGCCUAUCAGUCGUGGGGGUGGUUUUUACCAUACUUCAUGUUGUCCACUGCAGGUUGGCGAAGGGAAAAGGCCCAAGACCGGGAAUCAAACGAUUUUAGCCGCUGGAUUCGGAGUGCAGUGCGUACAUCGCCACGACACCGCUCCAUCCCUUCGUUACAGCCGGCUGUCUUAAUUUGGGCCCACGUCGGCUACCGCUCUUCGAUAACUCACCAUUUCAAAACCGAGAUUUAAUCGAUGGUUACGAAGAGUUUGUUAGAUCCAGUGGUGUUUGGUAAAAAAAAAAAACAGCCAGCCUGUUCACGUUUGCAAAUUCCUAAUAAUCGUAAUGGGCCACGUGUUCGUCCAUGUGUGUUAGAACCUGCACUUGCCGCAAAUGGCACGGCUCCUUUCUGUAAUGUGUGUGGUGCGACUGAGAUAAAGACUCGGUAAGGAUUAAAAUAUGAAGAGUCUGUGGUAAUGACAUUAAAAAGAAAAUUAAAAACCCUUUUCAUGUU
Messenger RNA from Lethenteron reissneri (Far Eastern brook lamprey), 3513 nucleotides. RefSeq names its product guided entry of tail-anchored proteins factor 4 (gene GET4). Gene Ontology annotation, molecular function: protein binding. Lineage: Eukaryota; Metazoa; Chordata; Hyperoartia; Petromyzontiformes; Petromyzontidae. Gene Ontology annotation, biological process: protein insertion into ER membrane. The record is from RefSeq and is a predicted model, not a curated record. Gene Ontology annotation, cellular component: cytosol; BAT3 complex.